This is a messenger RNA of Capsicum annuum, 2308 nucleotides long. Its product is annotated as probable sugar phosphate/phosphate translocator At3g11320. The record is from RefSeq and is a predicted model, not a curated record. Gene Ontology annotation, cellular component: Golgi apparatus. NCBI's taxonomy places the organism in Eukaryota, Viridiplantae, Streptophyta, Magnoliopsida, Solanales, Solanaceae. Gene Ontology annotation, molecular function: antiporter activity. The coding region runs from base 1001 to 1930 and encodes 309 amino acids. The transcript is spliced from 4 exons.
AUUUUAGUUGGUUAUUUUUAUAUAUAUAUUAAAAAAUAUAAAUAUAAUAUUAAAUUUAUUAAUUCACCUUUUAAAUUAUUUUUAAUUUAUUUUACAAAUAAAUAUAAAUAUUUUUUUAAAAAAUUAACUAUAAAAAUAUAUAAAAAAUUAAUUAAUAUUUUUUUAAUUUAAUAAAAUGAACAACUAACAUGCUAGUAAUCGAAAAGACUAGUAUUAGAAAAACUCGUCUUUUACACUAUUAGCACUACUCAAACACUUCGUUUUUCCAACGCGUUUUACCCCCCACCCCUCGACCCCAACCACCCCUACCCCACCCACCCUGCAAAUUCGUCGGUCAUCUUUCUCAAUCUCCAUUUCUCAAUUCUCAUAAACCUCUCCUUUUGAUCUUUCUAUAUUUACUCCUACCUUUUCCCAUUUUUUAGCUUUAUUUCUAUUUUGGUUCUUUUUUUCACAUUUUUUUUGUCUUUAAAUUGAAUUAAUUGUUGCUGAAGAAACUGAAAAUCAGAUCCAAUUUAAUGCUAAAAAUGUCCUCAAUAUCACUUCUUGAUAGAUCCAUUUUCAUUUCUCCAUAAUAUCUCCACUUUUUUUUUUUGGUUUCCAUUUUUUUUUUUUCACUUUAUUUCUCUAAAUUCUGGAUUUUUUUGGGGGGGUAUUUUGAUUCUGUAGAGUUUUUCCUUUGUGGGUUUUGUUCUUUGUGAGAUUUUAGGUUGUGGGUGUUGGUUAGAUCAGUUUAUUUUUGACAUUUUGAUUUUUUUUUUUUUUUACUUUAUUUCUCUAAAUUCUUGAUUUUUCUUUUUUUGGGGUAUUUUGAGUCUAUAGAGUUUUUCCUUUGCGGGUUUUGUUCUUUGUGAAAUUUGGCUUGUGGGUUUUGUUCUUUGUGAGAUUUUGGGUUUUGGGUGUUGAUUAGAUCAGUGUAUUUGGUUCUAUAGGGAAAAUCCUUUGUGGGUUUUGAUCAUUGUGAGAUUUGAGGUUUUGGGUGUUGGUUGGAUCAGUGUGUAUAAUGUCUGGAGGAAAGAGUUCAGGUCAAUUGUUUACAAUUGGUUUAGUAACAGCUUGGUAUUCAUCAAACAUUGGGGUUUUGUUACUGAACAAGUAUUUGUUAAGCAAUUAUGGGUUUAAAUAUCCAAUUUUUCUUACUAUGUGUCAUAUGACUGCUUGUUCUUUAUUGAGCUAUAUAGCUAUUGCUUGGAUGAAAAUAGUACCAAUGCAGACUAUAAGAUCUAGGGUUCAGUUUAUGAAGAUCUCUGCUUUGAGUCUUGUGUUUUGCACUUCUGUUGUUAGUGGAAAUAUCUCCCUUAGGUACUUGCCGGUAUCGUUCAAUCAGGCUAUUGGUGCUACUACACCUUUCUUUACUGCUGUAUUUGCUUACCUGAUGACAUUGAAGAGGGAGGCUUGGUUGACUUAUGUCACUCUAAUUCCUGUUGUUACCGGAGUUAUCAUCGCUAGCGGGGGUGAACCGAGUUUUCAUCUAUUUGGAUUCAUAAUUUGCGUUGGUGCAACAGCUGCAAGAGCACUCAAGUCAGUGCUUCAGGGGAUUUUGCUCUCUUCUGAAGGGGAGAAGCUGAACUCCAUGAAUCUUCUACUCUAUAUGGCUCCUAUAGCAGUUGUAUUUCUGCUACCGGCAACGCUUAUGAUGGAAGAAAAUGUAGUUGGCAUUACAUUGGCACUUGCAAGAGAUGAUAGUAGAAUCAUCUGGCUUUUGCUAUUCAAUUCUGCUCUGGCAUAUUUUGUAAAUCUGACCAACUUUCUGGUGACAAAACACACCAGUGCCCUGACACUUCAGGUCCUGGGAAACGCGAAAGGAGCUGUAGCUGUUGUCAUAUCAAUCUUAAUAUUUAGAAACCCGGUGUCAGUUACAGGGAUGCUUGGCUACGCACUUACAGUUUUUGGAGUCAUACUCUACAGUGAAGCAAAGAAACGUACUAAAUGAAUGAGCAUCGAGAAUUUUCACUUGCGGCUUCUGAAAUUUAUUUGUUUGUUCAAGAAAUGGUUCAACUUUCACGAGGCAAGUCGGAUCAUGCUCUUGCCAUUUGGUGUCACGAGUUUUCUCCUCGAAUUUAUAUCUUUUGCCCAGAAACCUGUGAAACAGGCUUCCCAUCUGUAACAGCCAAGAGACAGUAAUAGGCUGAAUAGCAAGUCUUAAGAAGAAGUGACUUGAUUUGUCUAUCCAUUCUUCCCUGGCUUGGAUAGUAUUGAUAUCUUUUGUCUUUAUUCUUUCAGAAAGAAUGUAAAAUUGGGACUACACAGUAUGUUACUAUAGUUGUCAAAUUGAUUCAUUAAUGAAAAGGAUCUCAAGUUUAGAAAUUUA